This is a messenger RNA of Helianthus annuus (common sunflower), 718 nucleotides long. RefSeq lists its product as uncharacterized. Lineage: Eukaryota; Viridiplantae; Streptophyta; Magnoliopsida; Asterales; Asteraceae. Bases 56 to 586 code for a protein of 176 amino acids. The transcript has 6 exons. The record is from RefSeq and is a predicted model, not a curated record.
UGGUUUUCCUGAAGAGGGUGAAAAUCAGAGGAGCAGCAGCAGCAGCUGAAAUAAGAUGUCCGGAAGAGAAGUCCGGGAGUACACCAAUCUGUCGGAUCCCAAAGAUAAGAAAUUGGGGAAGGGGAAAGAUCGAAUCGACGAUGAAGACAUCACUUUUCAACGCAUGGUUGCUAAGAUGCAAGAGGUUGCAGGAGAUCGUGGUGGCUACCUUCAUGGCCGUGGCGCCUUGGACAGUGAUGAUCUGCUCUAUCUCAAAGAGCAGAUGGAAGCAGAAGAGGAUGCAGAACGUUUAUUACGUCGCACUGAAAAACGAGCAUUUGCUGCUUUUAAAAAAGCUGCAAGUUUAGCUGAUUCUUCUCCAGCUACAGUUCCAUUACCGCUGCGUGUUGAGCCAAAGACAAAAACUGGAAUAAGACAACAAGAUCUACUGAAAAAUGUGGUGGAAGUCAAACCUAAGCGACAAAAGGUUUCAACACAAGCUGCUGCUGCGUCCACAGACGAAAAAAAUCCGCCAACCGUUGAAAACAAUCCCAUAAAAAGCUUGCUUGCAGCGUAUGCGAGUUCAGAUGACGAUGAAGAAGAUUGAAAGUUGAUGAAGCAAGUAAUAUAUAUAUGUUUUUAUACCUUGUCUGGCAUGGAAAUGUUUCUAGAUUUCUUUGUUGAUGAUUCUUGAUUUUAGUAAGCAUAGGGGUGUGUUCAAACUUACCAGACCAGGACC